GCUCUGUGUCCCGCUGCGAUACAUCGCGCCGCGCCCACCACAUCACCAUGGCGAGCGAGGACCUGCUGCAGCCGGGACACGUGGUCAAGGAGAGAUGGAAGGUUGUGAAGAAAAUCGGCGGUGGCGGCUUUGGCGAGAUCUACGAGGGUCUGGACCUGGUGACCCAGGAGCAGGUGGCCCUAAAGGUGGAAUCCGCGAGGCAGCCCAAGCAAGUGCUGAAGAUGGAGGUGGCCGUGCUGAAGAAACUUCAAGGCAAAGAGCACGUCUGCCGCUUCAUAGGGUGCGGUCGGAACGCGCGUUUCAACUACGUAGUGAUGCAAUUGCAAGGCAGGAACCUUGCAGAGUUAAGGAGGGCACAGCCGAGGGGCGCCUUUUCACUGUCCACCACACUCAGGUUGGGCCUGCAAAUACUCAAGGCGAUAGAUUCCAUACACUCAGUCGGAUUUUUACAUAGGGAUAUUAAACCAAGUAACUUUAGCAUAGGCCGACACCCUUCAAAUUGUCGGAAAGUGUAUAUGCUAGAUUUCGGUCUAGCCAGGCAGUAUACCACCAGCAAUGGUCAGGUUAGGCCUCCUCGCGCCGCGGCAGGGUUCAGAGGUACAGUCCGCUACGCGUCAAUCAACGCCCACAAAAACAAGGAGAUGGGCCGCCAUGACGACUUGUGGUCGUUAUUCUACAUGCUGGUGGAGUUUGUGAACGGACAGCUGCCGUGGAGGAAGAUCAAGGAUAAGGAGCAGGUCGGACUAAUGAAAGAGAAGUACGAUCACCGUCUCCUCCUCAAGCACCUGCCGUCAGAGCUCCGCCAGUUCCUCGAGCACGUCCAGCAGCUGGAAUACGCGGACAGUCCAGACUACUGCAUGCUCACUGCGCUGCUGGAGAGGUGCUGCAAGCGGAGAGGCAUCAGGGACACCGAUCCGUACGAUUGGGAGAAAGAUGCUUAUAUCUUCGAUUCCGAUUCAGACUAUACAGAAUAACAAUAUUGG
Molecule: messenger RNA, 983 nt
Organism: Cydia fagiglandana
Lineage: Eukaryota; Metazoa; Arthropoda; Insecta; Lepidoptera; Tortricidae
Product: tau-tubulin kinase homolog Asator-like
Exons: 8
Coding region: 48-974 (308 amino acids)
Biological process (GO): signal transduction; peptidyl-serine phosphorylation
Cellular component (GO): cytoplasm; nucleus
Molecular function (GO): ATP binding; protein serine/threonine kinase activity
Source: RefSeq, a predicted model, not a curated record